GUAUUAUUAUUCCAACUCUUUCUGUUGAUCUGUACCCCAUUUAGCUUAUUGAAAGGGCAAUUAGUCCUUGUCUUACGGAAUGUCACGGUCUUCUGACAGCACGGCCAUGGAGAAGUUCCCCGAUGUACCGUACGAUAUGCCCGACAUCAGUCCCAAGGGAACAACAAUGUCUAUGCACAAUCUCGACACAAAUCCAGGCACUUCGGCUUCCGCGCCUUUGGAGGUUCCACGAGGUCGAACAGGUUCUCACCGGAGUUCGCAUGUUAAGAUCACGACUCCUCAGCAAUCUGGCGAGAGUAAUCCUCACGCCUCGCCCAUCUCUCCCACCUCUCCCCUCUCUCCAUUCAGACGACGUAUGACUAGAUCGAAUACGUUCCGGACUGUGGAAGAUUUCGACGAGUUCGAGAAUGAACCAGGAUGGAAACCAGGUGCUGAACCAGGUGUUGACCCUUCGAAGCCAGAUGGUGGUCAAGAGACGAGACCGACUCUCCAUGCCGAGUGUCAGAUUACCGUUGUCGAUUUCUCGCAAGACAAUUUGGAGGUACAUGAGUUGGACAAUCGUGAACUCAUCGACUUCGUACAGAAGCCACAGCCUGAUUGGGUCAAAUGUCGAUGGAUCAACGUCAAUGGUUUAUCAUGGGAUGUUAUUCAGGCCCUAGGUAAAUAUAAAGGCCUCCAUAGUCUAGCCAUCGAAGAUAUCAUGAAUACCAAGAAUCGCACCAAAGCCGAUUGGUAUGCCAACCACGCUUUCAUCCUUCUUACCUGUCAGAAGCUGGUCCGCAUAGUAGAGGAUGACAGCAGCGACAACGAGAGCAGCGAUGAUGAAAAGAGCGUUAGGAGGGAAAGCAAGGGGCUUGGAGGAUGGUUCUAUAGACAAUCGGGACAUAUAUCGGGACAUAUGGCGAAAGGCGAGACCAUGCUGGAGAGUGGCGCAAUGCAGAUGCCGAGACCAAUUCGAAGGUUUACGCAUCAGCCCACGAAUCUCUCCAAUGUGUUUAACCCAAACACACUGCGGACACUACAGAGGUUCCAUGCUUCGCCAAACUCUGCGCGAACGGAAUAUAUGGAGAAGAACUCGGCUCUGGUGUCUAGAGGAGUAGCAGUCACUGCGGAGCAGGUUGCUAUGUUUAUUACUUCGGAUAACACGGUGAUCGCGUUCUUUGAGCAGUCGGCUGACGACGUGGAAAAGCCUAUCUUGUCUCGAUUAGCAAGCCCCACCACCAUCCUGAGGAAGUCUUGCGACGCAUCAAUGGUUAUGCAGGCCAUCAUUGAUGCGAUAAUCGACAUGGCCAUACCGGUCACGUCAUGUUAUCGGGAUGUUAUUGAAGAUCUGGAACUUGACUUCUUCAUUAGCCCCAAGGUCACCGACACCAAAUUCCUCUACAUCGUGAUAUCUGAAGUUAGCAAGUUGUAUAGUCUUAUCAACCCGAUCCAGUCACUCGUCAGUGCGCUCCGGGACCAUAAGACAAAGCUGAGCCCGGAGGCCACGGCAAGAGAAUUGCAAAAUCCUAGUGGAGUCGUCAUCAUUUCACCGAUGGCUUAUACCUACUUGGGCGAUGUGUACGAUCAUUGCGUGCUCCUCACGGAAGGUCUCAACCAGAUUAAAGAGUUGGCUGAUCAUAUGAUUAACCUCACUUUCAAUACCAUCUCAACCAACCAAAAUGAGAGUAUGAAGCAGUUGACCACCGCUACCAUCAUAUUCUUGCCGUUAACCUUCAUCACUGGAUACUUUGGCCAGAAUUUCAACCAGUUUGAUGCGAUACAGGGUUCUGUUAAUCAGUUCUGGUACAUUGCAAUUCCUGUUGUGGCAGCGACAAUCUUAAUCCUGAUGCGUGACACGAUAUUUGCUUGGUUGGUCAGGUUCCGCCAGCGAUACCACGUGAAUAUCAUCAGGAAGAAGAAGCAGCAAGCGAAGAGGGCGCGGGCACGUGCCAUGACGCUCAAAAGAGCACGUAGUCAAAAUUAGAUCACCAUCUAAGCAAAACCGCCGGACGAACCCCAUACGAGCCUUCGUGUUUUUUGUUUUUUUUUUUUUUUUUUUUUUUUUUAAUAAUUAUCUUUGAUAUUAUAGGUUGAACUGGUAAUUUACAAAGAAGGCGUCUGCUUAAACGGCGCAUAAUGCAAAUGAUACCCAAUGCAUAUACAAAGUCCUGGACUGGUGUCAGGCGUAUAGAAAGUUCGGAUCAAAAUAGUCGAUGCAGGAUAGAUGGAAUAUCAGAGACGAUUUAUACAACUUACAAAUCUAGCCUACUGGGUCUGUCGGGGAGAAACAUAAAAAUCUCUCCUGGGAUAGUGAACUGCCUAGGUAGGUAGCGUAAUAACCGCCGGAUAUCGUCGCACCUCAAACAUUUCUCAAAGUUUGUUAACGACGAUGGGACUAGAACCGAAACAUUAUUUAUAUUUUUCUUUUACAUACUUUUAAUCAUUAUGCAAGUUGCCCUCUUAUGAUUUCUUACCUUGGGGGUAUAACUAGCACGACUCACAUGUCAGUAGGUUGCUAUAGAAAUAUACAACACAACACGAGUGCGUAGCAGCUGCCCGCCAACCGUUAGUCUAAGCCACGCUCACUCACUUAUUGUUUUCCCAUGCCAACGCGUU
Molecule: messenger RNA, 2598 nt
Organism: Daldinia caldariorum
Lineage: Eukaryota; Fungi; Ascomycota; Sordariomycetes; Xylariales; Hypoxylaceae
Exons: 4
Coding region: 80-1966 (628 amino acids)
Biological process (GO): transmembrane transport; metal ion transport
Cellular component (GO): membrane
Molecular function (GO): cobalt ion transmembrane transporter activity; magnesium ion transmembrane transporter activity; cobalt ion binding
Source: RefSeq, a predicted model, not a curated record